Phyllotreta striolata is the source of this 756-nucleotide messenger RNA. The record is from the annotation of a GenBank genome assembly. NCBI's taxonomy places the organism in Eukaryota, Metazoa, Arthropoda, Insecta, Coleoptera, Chrysomelidae.
AUGGAGACGAGUUUAAUACUACAUAGAAGAAACCGUCGUUUCAGCAUAUUCAACAGAUUGAAAAAUUUGGUGUAUUCACUGGGAGAUAGGAGCGAUUUUAAAAGAUCCUUAGGGUUAAAUUGCGGGAGCUCCUACUCUUCAACAUGCCUAAAAUUAGACAUCGUCAACUUUAUCGAAGGGUUGAACGAAAAAGGUGAUAUAAAUAUAGUUCACGGAUUAAAAUUAGUGCGGGAAAAUGUUAGUACUGAAAACACUGCGGAUUUAGUGGCCCAUUUAGGCAGAGAACACCCCAACAAUCCCGAUGCUAGGUUAGACGCCUUCCUGCUAAAGAAACUCGAGGGCUAUCUGGCCAGCCAUUCGCUCAAAUUGGAUCUAAUGGAAGACGAGGAAGACGAAAACGCCGUCACCGGGCGUAAGAAGAAGCGCAAAGGAGGCGGUAAAGGCGGCAUGGGGAUGAUUUUUGCGGCUGCUGCUAUGAUGAAAAGCACGCUCUUCGCCGUGGGACUCGGCACGGUGGCUGCUUUGGCCGGUAAAGCUCUGAUGACAGCCAUGAUUUCCCUUCUUCUCUCCACCAUCAUCGGCCUGAAAUCCCUGAAAAGCGGGGGAGGAAAGUCCAACGUCGAAGUGGUGCACGCCAGCUCGCACGAUCGCACAGAUCCCCAGAGUUAUUACCAAAAUUUCAAUAAUUACGGUAACGGCAGGAGCUUGGAUGCGCCAUUGCCUCUGGGCUUGAGGGCGGAUUAUAAACCCGCUUAA